GCGCACCACCGAUUAGACUUACCCUUCCACAUCGACCGGAGCUGGCGGUUCAUUAACACUGGAGCUAUUAAAUUAAUAACGGGGUCUCCCGUUUAAACUGCUGAGUUUAUCUCAACUACCAGCACAGUGUGAUCACUUGUGACACUCUCUGAAACGACUUUUUGUUUUGGAGAAGUCCAUAUUGACACCCCCCAAACUAAAAGCCACUGCUGCUGCUUAUCACCCUCAAAAUGGUUCAAAACAAGAUCACAGAAGUCACUGGAUUCCACUGCUCUUUCAAGGGUCAGAAUCCUUUCCAAUCAGAGGACUUCACCAAAAAUGGAUCCAAUCAUCUCGAUUCUUUUAAUUUUGAUUCCUCCUCAAGACAUGACAUGCCCUCCAGCAAACCUAUUGACAUCCCUGAUGCCAAGAAAAGAAACAAGAAGAAAAAGCGUUGUCGUGCAACUGAUAGUUUUUCUGGACGAUUUGAAGAUGUCUACAGAUUGCAGGAGGAGGUACUUGGUGAGGGUGCUUAUGCCAGAGUGCAAACAUGCAUCAAUCUCAUCACCAAUAAAGAAUAUGCUGUCAAGAUCAUAGAGAAAAGACCGGGUCACAGCCGUAGCCGAGUCUUCCGGGAGGUUGAGAUGCUCUACCAGUGCCAGGGACACAGCAAUAUCCUCGAGCUGGUUGAGUUCUUUGAAGAGGAAGACAAAUUCUACCUUGUGUUCGAAAAACUCAGAGGAGGUUCAAUCUUGGCACACAUUCACAAGAGACAGCACUUCAGUGAGCAGGAAGCCAGUGUUGUCGUGCAGGACAUUGCCAGCGCUUUAGAUUUCCUGCACAACAAGGGAAUGGCACAUCGGGAUCUGAAGCCUGAAAACAUUCUCUGUAAAAGUGAGGACAAGAUUUCCCCAGUCAAGAUCUGUGACUUUGACUUGGGCAGCGGGAUAAAGCUGAACAGUGACAGCUCCCCCAUUUCCACCCCUGAACUUCUGACCCCUUGUGGCUCAGCAGAGUACAUGGCACCUGAGGUUGUUGAGGCCUUCAGUGAAGAGGCUACAAUUUAUGACAAGCGCUGUGACCUAUGGAGCCUGGGAGUCAUCCUCUACAUAAUGCUGAGUGGCUACCCUCCAUUUGUUGGCCGCUGUGGCGGUGACUGUGGCUGGGAACUGGGUGAGCCCUGCCACACCUGCCAGAACACUUUAUUUGAGAGUAUCCAGGAAGGAAAAUACGAGUUUCCAGAGAAAGACUGGGCUCACGUCUCCUCAAGUGCCAAAGACCUGAUAUCCAAACUACUGGUCAGGGAUGCCAAAAAUCGUCUGAGUGCCAGCCAGGUGCUGCAGCACCCAUGGGUGCAGGGGGGUGCCUCAGACACUUUGCCAACUUCCAUCCUACAUCAGAGAACCAGCAGUGCCAGGGAUCUGACGUUCUUCGCAGACAAGGCCAUGGCUGUGAACCGUCAGCUGGCUGAACAGGAUGGAAUGGAAGACCAGCAGCAACAGGAAGUCCAGUUUGUGACCAGCUCUGGCUCUUCUGUGCACCUUUCUCCUCCUUCCAACUCUAAGCUGGCCAGGCGCAGACAGCGAAGCGCCCAGCCAAAGGGUGGGCCUGUCUCUGCUGCAGAGCUUCGCCAGCUCUUGGCUCCUCUUGUCAUUGUAGGGGACUGUGCCUGAAAUUUGUUGACCCUGAAUUCCGACCUCGUGUUAAGAUUCAAGUCCAAAUCCAAGACUGCCCUGAGGCUCUCUCUUGUUCUGACCCCUCUCUCUGGUUAUAGUUGGCCUUUGUUUCUUUGUUAUUCAGGCUUUCUUGAUUACUUAUGAGGGGAGAUGCUGCUUGCGGCCACUUCCUCAAAAUGCCUUCUGCCCUUCUGCAGCAUUUCUGAAGCACAUCAGCACGGGACUUGCAUUAUUGCAACCACAAAUAUGUGCAUAUCCAGGUUGGGGGCGGGCGGUCAGGGAGAGAGAGAGAAGUAUUUUCUAAGUUAUGUUUUGUUUUUUUUUUUUUGUUUUUUUUUUCCUCCAGUACAACAGAGUGUAGAAGAAAUUGGAAGCAUUUAUUUUCAAAACAAAGCUCAGACACCAAAGGACAACCUGUUGUGCUGCUCCCACGUUACAACUUGAUCCACUGUGAAUUAAGUUAUCUGGAAUGUUCUCUUUGCCUGUAUGUAUUUGCAUGAUAUGCUGGUCAGCAGAUGCGUACAAGCUUAUGCAAUAUGCCAAGAUGAAGGCUGUUCCUGUCUUGAAGGGAUUCAGUAUAUGAGGUUGGAAGGGCUGUAAGCCAAUGCUGUCUGUGCCUGGUGCGGUCCAUUAUGUGGUCCAUUAUGUGGCUAGGGACUAUUCAAAGGUUUGCUUUUCUUUUUUGUGAUUGCAAACAAUCCAUGACAUGUUCCCGAACUACAAAUAUUUUUUUAUAUAUAUAUUUUUUUUUUUUUUCUACAGCUUGAUUUAUGCAUCAAUUUUAUCUUUACAUAUUUUGUGAAUAAAGGUUAAAAUCCCUUGUCAGGAGUUUGAAAAGCACAUUGUAAUGUUCCUAUUAAGACAUACCCCCUCCAGAUUUAUUACAAUAUAAAUUUUCAUCAAAAUUUGAUUAUAAAAAUAUUAAUGAUGAAAACAUUCCAAUGAAAUUAUUCUCCACAGAAGUUUUGCUGUAAUAAGUUUACUUCAUUUGUAACGUUUCAAAACUCCAUUUCAAUGUGCCACAAUGAUUUUAUUUCAUCCCCUUGUGUAGGUUUUUUUUUUUUUUUUUUUUUUUUUUUUUGAUAAAUAUAUAUAUGGUGAUUUCCAUGCAGGUGCUGUUCAGGUGAAACACCAUAUAUUGUUUUGUGUAUUAUAUAAUGUAUGUGUUUUUAGAGUAAGUUCAGAGUGUAUGGGGUGAGAGUUUUGAGUUGAUCUUAAGCGCACGUGCCCACUGAAGGUGAGGUUUAUUUUUUUAUCUCCAAGAGUUGGCAAUAAUUUUUUUUUUUUCAUCAGAUGAAAUAAAACUUAUUUUGAAGCUGAAAGGUAAUAGACUGGUGAUUAGGUUUCACAGGACUGUAGCCGUUUCACCAAAGAGUGUUCUAAGUCAUGCUAAUGGGAUCUAUGUGACAAGUGAGUGUCCUCAGACUGUUUCUGUCCUGUUGCCAGCUCUGGAGCAACGGUACACUGAAAUUGUUAUUGAUCAACCAUGUUAAAGCUGACGAUAGGACACUGUAAUAGUUCUUUAAAAAAAAAAAGGGUUUAUGUCUUAUAAUAAGACUUACUUGAAUUUGUGUAUGCAGCUGUUUCUUCUCCAUUUUGGAAAACUAUAUUGCUAUCAUUAAUUUCAAAGCAUUAAAAGCUGAUCAUGGCAAUCGUGGGUUUCAUGAAAAUACCAAUACAGUUCAGUAUUUUGUCUUUAUCUUCCUGUUUGAGCAUCACACAAGUGAAGCCCCUACAUUUUUAUGGGGAUGAAUUAAAAAAAAAAAAAAAAAAAAUGCGCACACUAUGGCCAUACUUGGUCAGAGUGAGUU
This is a messenger RNA of Salarias fasciatus (jewelled blenny), 3466 nucleotides long. It is a transcript of the gene mknk2b, whose product is annotated as MAPK interacting serine/threonine kinase 2b. Gene Ontology annotation, molecular function: protein kinase activity; ATP binding. The transcript has 14 exons. Gene Ontology annotation, biological process: protein phosphorylation. The record is from RefSeq and is a predicted model, not a curated record. NCBI's taxonomy places the organism in Eukaryota, Metazoa, Chordata, Actinopteri, Blenniiformes, Blenniidae. Bases 231 to 1652 code for a protein of 473 amino acids.